CCGCCUGAACGUAGCGUCGUACCGCGUGACUCGCGCCUGACUUCUCGCGACAGCCGCGCCACUGUGGAUUAGUAAGGUCGAAAAUAGCUCCUAAUCACCUCGAGCUUCGUUCAAAACGAACGUUCAACGACUCACGUAGUCCAAGCCACGUGAUUGCACGUGCCUUUCGUCUUCCAUCCUUCUCUCCCUCUUCCAAAGUGCGCAUCGCGUUACGAUAAUUCCGCAAUUUACUCGAAAAAAAACGAUUUAUCCGAAGACGCGAGUCUUCAUAUCGUCGAAGGACAAAAAUUCUUUCUCUCUCGUCUUGCGUUGUUAAAUAUUUCCCAUUUCGCGUCUAUAAUAUUUUCCGAUCAUCCCUUCUCUUCAUCUUCUCUCCUUCUCUCUCCCUCCUGUCGCGACGCAGAGUCAGUAGUUUCCUCCGCUGUUCGUCGGAGUGACAGUAGCGGAUAAGGUGCGAGUGUGAGAUUACCGAGUCGGAAUAUCAGGUAUCCGAGAUGUAUUCCAAGAGCAUUAGCAAUCACCAGGCGAACAAGGAACACGUGCUCGCCGUGUCCCGGGACUUCAUCGCGCAGCCUCGUCUCACUUACAAGACAGUGUCUGGAGUAAAUGGUCCCUUGGUCAUAUUGGAUGAAGUAAAAUUUCCAAAGUAUGCUGAAAUCGUACAACUAAAACUUGCCGAUGGUUCCCUACGUUCUGGACAAGUAUUGGAGGUCUCUGGCUCCAAAGCUGUGGUUCAAGUCUUUGAGGGCACAUCUGGCAUCGAUGCAAAAAACACUCACUGCGAAUUCACUGGUGACAUCCUGCGGACACCAGUGUCUGAGGACAUGUUGGGCCGUGUAUUCAAUGGAUCAGGAAAACCAAUUGACAAGGGACCGCCAAUCUUGGCGGAAGAUUAUUUGGAUAUUCAGGGACAGCCUAUUAAUCCAUGGUCUCGUAUUUAUCCAGAGGAAAUGAUUCAAACUGGAAUAUCAGCCAUUGAUGUGAUGAAUUCUAUUGCUCGCGGUCAGAAAAUUCCCAUCUUCUCUGCCGCUGGUUUGCCGCAUAAUGAGAUCGCCGCGCAAAUCUGCCGUCAAGCAGGACUCGUAAAGUUGCCAGGUAAAUCCGUCCUCGACUCACACGAGGACAACUUCGCCAUUGUAUUUGCGGCCAUGGGUGUCAACAUGGAGACUGCACGUUUCUUCAAGCAGGACUUUGAAGAAAAUGGUUCUAUGGAGAAUGUAUGCUUGUUCUUGAAUCUGGCCAACGAUCCAACUAUUGAAAGAAUUAUCACGCCACGUCUCGCUCUGACGGCUGCCGAAUUCUUGGCGUAUCAAUGCGAAAAACACGUGCUGGUCAUCCUCACGGACAUGUCCUCCUAUGCUGAGGCAUUGCGCGAAGUCUCGGCCGCUCGCGAGGAAGUACCGGGUAGACGUGGUUUCCCCGGUUACAUGUACACCGAUCUGGCCACCAUCUACGAGCGAGCCGGUCGUGUAGAGGGUCGCAACGGCUCCAUCACGCAGAUUCCGAUUCUUACUAUGCCCAACGACGAUAUCACUCAUCCGAUUCCCGAUCUCACUGGCUACAUCACCGAGGGUCAGAUCUACGUAGAUCGUCAGCUGCACAACAGACAAAUCUAUCCGCCUGUGAACGUGUUACCGUCCUUGUCGCGUCUCAUGAAGUCCGCCAUCGGCGAGGGCAUGACGCGAAAGGAUCACUCUGAUGUGUCUAAUCAAUUGUACGCUUGCUACGCCAUUGGAAAAGAUGUACAGGCAAUGAAAGCCGUUGUGGGAGAGGAGGCAUUGACGCCGGAUGAUCUACUGUACUUGGAAUUCCUGUCAAAAUUCGAGAAGAACUUUAUUUCACAGGGUAGCUACGAAAACCGCACCGUCUUUGAAUCAUUAGAUAUCGGCUGGCAACUGCUGCGUAUCUUCCCCAAGGAGAUGCUCAAGCGAAUUCCAGCCAGCACCCUUGCGGAAUUCUAUCCGAGGGAUUCCCGUCACUAAUCACCUUUUUAUUUAUGUGUCUCGCCUUACGCGUAAGCUUGUUUCAAUUAUUAUUAAAUGUCAAAAUCGUGCGUAUAAUGAUAUAUCUUUUUAUUGACAUUAAUUGGAAAAAUAUAUAUCUAUUCUCGCGUAUUUGCGAGAAUAAGAUUGACAAAAAGAUUGACAUGACGUGACAACAAAAUAGUUUAGCGACGUGUCGAAGGGAAGGAAAAAAGAAUGGAAGAGUAUAUCUUAUUUACGCUCUAUAAAUAUUAACGUUACAAGCUUACAAGGAUCGUACACGUUUUUUGAUGUUGUGCAAUGAGAGUGUAAAGUAAAUAACAGUGAUACUGAUAUGUAAAGUAAAUUAAAAAUUAUAACAGAUUUAUUAUGGAAUCUUGCGUGUGCAAAUGUGCAAGUUGCAGAUUCAAAACUACGCAUGUUAUUUAUCAUGAAAAUAAUAAAUUGUGAAUAUAUAUUGUUUCAACAUUUGACGCAUAUAUCUCUCGUGCUUUAGAGCAACAGUGCUCACUCACACCAAGCGACCAUUGUAAAGUGUAAUAUAUCAUUCAGUAUUAUACAUAGACAAAAAACAUAGAGAAGUACAUCUAUAAUCACACUGUAUUUUUGCGUUCCCUACAUUCCAUUGUGAAAUUCACAUAUAUAAGAUUCUUAAUAUGUUUAAUUGAAAUGAGAGAAACGUUUAACAUAAUAUGUACAGUUAUUUCUAGAGAAUAUUUUGAGCCAACCAUUAUAUCAUGUAUUGUCUUGCGAGAGACAAAAUGUACAUGUUAGAAAUAGAAAAUUAAAGAAGAAUUGUUGUUUGAA
This is a messenger RNA of Nylanderia fulva, 2789 nucleotides long. RefSeq names its product V-type proton ATPase subunit Vha55 (gene Vha55). The record is from RefSeq and is a predicted model, not a curated record. Gene Ontology annotation, biological process: proton transmembrane transport; vacuolar acidification; ATP metabolic process. Gene Ontology annotation, molecular function: ATP binding; proton-transporting ATPase activity, rotational mechanism. NCBI's taxonomy places the organism in Eukaryota, Metazoa, Arthropoda, Insecta, Hymenoptera, Formicidae. Gene Ontology annotation, cellular component: proton-transporting V-type ATPase, V1 domain.